Fimicolochytrium jonesii is the source of this 1795-nucleotide messenger RNA. RefSeq names its product homoserine O-acetyltransferase. The record is from RefSeq and is a predicted model, not a curated record. The coding region runs from base 295 to 1626 and encodes 443 amino acids. The transcript is spliced from 6 exons. Gene Ontology annotation, molecular function: homoserine O-acetyltransferase activity. Gene Ontology annotation, biological process: L-homoserine metabolic process. NCBI's taxonomy places the organism in Eukaryota, Fungi, Chytridiomycota, Chytridiomycetes, Spizellomycetales, Powellomycetaceae.
GGAACUGGACUAUUGGAAGCCAAACGCGUGCACGAGCCGGCCGCGCGAUAAGUCAUCUCCCUCGUCAAAUAAUUCCACGUCGGUUGCGCAAUCCUCCUGCGUCCAAACUGCCUGCCUGUGUUCCUUCGGCGUCGACCUCGGAGUCUCAACUUCACAAUAAAACGGCAAACAAAUGCUACCCAUUCUCAGGCUUCUCCCAACAAGUCGCUGCAGUCCUGUCUCUCAAGAGCUUCCAGAGUCAGAGCAUAUUCCCUCAGAGAACCCAUUCCCAUAGUCUAACUCAGCUAGCCUAGCAUGACAAAACCACUGCACGGCCUGAUACCUGACCAGACAAUAGAACAUAUCGAUAGCUUCACCCUAGAGUCAGGGACAGUCCUCGAGAAUGUCCCCGUGGCUUUCAAGACGUGGGGGACGCUGAACGAGGACGGGUCGAAUGUUAUGGUUAUUUGUCACGCCCUGUCUGGGUCUGCUGACGUUGAGGACUGGUGGGGACCACUGCUCGGUCCGGGACGAGCAUUCGACCCCGACGUCUUCUUCAUAUUCUGCGGCAACGUCCUUGGUUCGCCCUACGGAACCGCAUCCCCACUGACUACAGACCCAAAAACCGGCAAGCCAUACGGCCCAACAUUCCCAAUCACAAGCGUGCGAGAUGACGUCCGGCUGCAUAACGAGAUCCUGACACGGCUCGGUGUCAAGGUCAUCCAGGCGGUGAUUGGCGGGUCUAUGGGCGGGAUGCAGGUGCUGGAGUGGUCGUUUUUUGGGAGUGACUAUGUGAAGAGUAUCGUGCCGCUUGCGACGUCGGGAAGGCAUUCCGCUUGGUGCAUCGCUUGGGGUGAAUCGCAGCGGCAGACGAUUUAUAGCGAUCCCAACUAUGGCAAUGGAUACUACUCAGCCGACAGCGCUCCAACAAACGGCCUGGCAGCCGCCCGCAUGCAAGCCCUCCUCACCUACCGCUCCCGCAACUCCUUCGAAUCCCGCUUCGGCCGCAAAGUCAUGCCAGGCGCCAACCCAUCCUCCUCCCCACAACCCGCCCCAACAGCAACAGCCUACCACAACGAAGGCAACAAAUCCAACCCACACUCCCCUAACGGGAAGAAAUCGUCCUCGGCAGAAGCCAUCGCAUCGGAUACGACCGAAACCGAACGCACAAGCGACACGACGUCCCCACCUAAAGUCUUCUCCGCACAAAGCUACCUCCGCUACCAGGGCGAUAAGUUCAUCAAACGGUUCGACGCGAACUGUUAUAUCUCCAUCACGAGGAAGAUGGACACGCAUGAUGUGUCCAGAGGCCGUGGGGAGUAUUUUGAUGUGUUGGCGAGGGUUGAGCAGCCUACGUUGGUCAUAGGAAUUGAAACCGACGGCCUCUUCACCAUCGGCGAACAACGCGAGCUCGCCGAAUCCAUUCCGAACGCCACGCUGGCCGUCAUCGCCUCGCCGGAGGGACACGAUGGCUUUCUUUUGGAAUUCGAACAGAUUAAUCGGCUGAUAUCCGAUUUCAUUAGGGUGAAUGUCGCGCAUCUGUUCGAGGGUGCUGGGGAGGGGAAGGUGAAGGUCGGUGGUAAGGACGCGUUUGUGGCGGCUAAGCCGAGUGUGUUUGGGGAGGCGGAGGACGCUCUUUUAUGGUAGCCUCUUUUGGGGAGGUGGGGACGGGUAGACUAGGUAGAGGGGACUCUGUGAUGCGGAACCACAGGAUCACUAUCACUUUUUUCCCCAUGGCUCUCAUGUACAGUAUGUGGGAAACGGUGUACGGACUUCCAUUCAAUACCAGCGAGAGGUGCAUCAUCUCUGUUCGCUU